CAAAACAAGCAGAAAACAGGAGUGGAGGGAUGUGUCGAGGCGGCUUGGGAGGGGCUUGGAAAGUAUCAGCUUGUAAAGUUCAGCUGUGGAGACGCGCACCCGAGCAUUCCUCUGCAGACUGCUGCGCUGCUACUGUUUUAGCAAGGGGCUGGUUUGUUUUGUUUUUGUGAAAGUUUGAAUUAUAAGACAAGUAAUUAUACCGGCGGGAUAGUCUGCAGGAAGUAUUUCAACGGGUCCGUGUCAGCUACUGUACUGUGCCGCUGGGACUCCGAGUUUUAUUCGCUGGUUUGCCAAAGGCGUGUUUUGAAGAAAUAAAGUUUAUUUAAAAAAGAAGGAAAGACGGAGGAAAGAGAGAGUGUUGAAAUAUGAUCACCUUUUUGUUUCUGGGGCUUUGUGUUCUCAAAGUGGCAUCUUCACUGACACAGUUUGCCGCGAUCUACCCGCUGGACCCAGCUCUGCCGAUCGGAGCCUCUCUGACGGCGACUUGCACGGUGAGCUCGGAGCUGGGGCUGGAAGCCAGGACUCUGUACUGGACCCUGAACAGCAAACGCCUCCCCAGCGAGAACUACACCGUCCUGAACCGCACGGCUCUCACCGUCUCCCUGCAGCGGCUCAACGGCUCCCGCCAGCAAUCCGGGGACAACCUGGUGUGUCACAGCGCCGACGGGCACAUCCUCGCCGGCUCCUGCGUCUACGUGGGGAUGCCCCCAGAGAAACCAGUGAACCUCAGCUGCUGGUCCAGGAACACCAAGGAUCUGACGUGCAGAUGGAUGCCGGGCGGGAAUGGGGAGUCCUUCCUGAGGACCAAGUACACCCUGAAGUACAAACUACGGUGGUACGGUCACGAGAAGGAGUGUGAGGACUAUAACCUGGGGGAGCCCUACUCCUGCUACAUCCCCAGAGACUUGGCUCUGUUCACGCCCUACGAGAUCUGGGUGGAGGCAUCCAAUCAGCUGGGAGCGGCCGGCUCUGAUGUCACCAUCCUCGACGUCCUGGAUGUGGUGACCACAGACCCCCCCUCGGACGUGCAGGUGAGCCGGGUGGGGGAGCUGGAGGACCAGCUGAGCGUGCGCUGGAGCACCCCCCCCGCCCUCAAGGACUUCCUCUUCCAGGCCAAGUACCAGAUCCGCUAUCGCGUGGAGGACAGCUCCGAGUGGAAGGUGGUGGAUGAUGUCGGGAAUCAGACCUCGUGCCGGCUGGCCGGGCUCAAGUCCGGCACGGUGUAUUUCGUCCAGGUGCGCUGCAACCCCGUCGGGAUCUACGGCUCCAAGAAAGCUGGGAUCUGGAGCGACUGGAGCAACCCCACCGCCGCGUCCACGCCGAGGAGCGAUCGGCUGGGAGCCGGCGUGUGCGACCCCAAGGCUGGCGAGCAGAACUCCACCCUGCGUCGGGAGCUCAAGCAGUUCUUCGGCUGGGUGCGGAAACACGCUUACGGCUGCACGGGCCUCAGCAUCAAGCUCUACGACCAGUGGAGGGUGUGGCUGCAGAAAUCCCACAAAACACGCAACCAGGUAGAUACUACAAGGAGAUAAAUCCUAGCCAUGUAAACCAUCUCGGAAAAAUAUACUGGACUUACGGUACUUGGAGAAAAACCCUUGCCAGCAGUGAUGUCGUGGUACAGAAGAGACUGAAUGCUGGGAAGACUCCGGUUCAUCACACGCACUGUAAUGGUGUACAAUACCGCUUUGCAAAGCAUUUCUGGAUUUUUUGCUCCUCUGGAGUUUUUCGCCAUCCCCAAAGUCAUUUUCCAACGAGUCCUAAAGGACAUGCUUGUAUUGCAUUGUGACCCGGUGCGUACAGAUCGCACACUGAACUCCAGAAUCUAGUUCCCUUCUCAUUCCAGAAUCCAGGACAAGAAUCUAUCAGGUGGGAAGUUUCACUGAAAUAUUUACCGCGGAAAUUGUUUCAGCUUGAAUGGCACUUCCGUGAGGCAUGUUUGCAGAAGCGAUCUCGUCCAUUGCCACUUUCUUAUUGAUACCUGUGCAGCGUUGCUUAUUGUAAAGUCAUUUUUGAUGCUUCGCAUCCCUUUGUUUUAAUGCUUCCUGUUUAAACGACACCAGUCUCCAGCGAGUUGUUCAGCAUUAUGAGAAGCGAUACAUUUUAAAUGUGUUUAAGCAAAGCCACUCACAUUGAAUAAAAACGUUUCUUAAAUCUGCAUACUUCACUUAACCAACCAGACAGCAUUAAAUACAGUACGAGUGAAUGGAACCCUCUCCAGUUGUGUUUUUUUUUUAAUAAUAAUCUUUUGUUUAAUAAUUUCAGUAACUUCCCGACACUGUGGACCUGCAGCUUCGAAUAGAUAGUUCAGCGUUUUCACAGCACUUAAAUACAAACACUGUGUGAUCAGCAGGUUUUGAUUGUGGACGACCGUCGUCCACAAUCAGCAUGCGUUCAUGUGGUGUGCAUUAUCUAGGUGGCGUGGAGAGCUUACAAGGUAACCUCAGUUCUCUCGCAGGUCACGCCGAGCGUUAUCGUUGUUAUGAAGAAGACAAAAUUCAGAACAGGUCAAGAGAUUUGUGAUUUUUUUUUAUUCUGUGCUGGAUAGCUUAAGGCUGAUGGAAACCUAAGCAUUUUUGUGCAGUUAUCAAUAAACAAAUAAAAAUUAAAAUCAAA
Messenger RNA from Acipenser ruthenus (sterlet), 2613 nucleotides. Its product is annotated as cytokine receptor-like factor 1. Gene Ontology annotation, molecular function: cytokine receptor activity; protein binding. Lineage: Eukaryota; Metazoa; Chordata; Actinopteri; Acipenseriformes; Acipenseridae. Gene Ontology annotation, biological process: cytokine-mediated signaling pathway. Gene Ontology annotation, cellular component: external side of plasma membrane. The record is from RefSeq and is a predicted model, not a curated record. The coding region runs from base 366 to 1532 and encodes 388 amino acids. The transcript has 8 exons.